AUGUGGAUGCUGAAGAUCUUUCUGCUCGUUACCCUCUUCCUGGGAUUCUCCACCGCCGUAGACCUACAGGUCUGGCGAGAUACCGUUGUCAGAUCUGAGAAAGUCGACGACGACAUUGUUCUCUACAGUGCGAGAGCUACAUUCAAGAGACAACUGAAGGAUACACAGCUCGUUCAGCUAGCGAAGGAUGCAUAUGAUGCCAUGCAGGGCGAAGCCGAGAAGGAUAAUAUAGAGCCAAAGCUACGACCAAAAGUCAUGGUGGCUCUUGCCGUCCACCAGGAAGUUUUCUUGACGUCGUCAGCGAUGGGGCCCCCAUUGCUGUACGACCGAACGACGAAAAGUGGCGACAAAGGCCAAACUCCGCAGGGGGCCCCUCCGGAGCUGAUGAGGAUGUUUAACCUCUGCAGCCAAAACUUCCUCGGUGGUGCCAAACAUCAGUACGAGGCGUCAUGUGGGGACAUCAAUGCAUUUCUUGCGUAUUCUGAACGGACCGGGAAAGAUGUUCGAAAUCUGGCGCAGGACGGAAGGCUAGUGGUAUGGGGCGUGGGUGCCGAUGAGGUUGGGGAAAAGGAAGCACAUAUCAUGGAGUCAUGCUAUGAUCAAAACGACUGGAAGUUCGGCUGUGACAAGGCUGUAAAGGAAUUCUAUGAAAAGAUCAAUGUGGUGAAGGAUGUCGACCCAGAGCCCUACGACAAAGGGGAUCUACAAGUCAUUACCGCACAGCAUCUUUGGCUUGCCGAACAUACUUGCCCUCUACCCAAGGAGAAGGCCCUCACCGUUCAACAAGUCACCAUUCCCAACCCAAACAAGAAAGGCGCUAUAUUUCUUGUCUAUGGCACCCGCGUCACCUUCACAGAUCCCCAAGAAGAAAUUACGGACGCGCAUAUCGUAGCCCUGGCGCAAGCCGCGUUUAAAUCGAUGGCUGGCAUGAAACCUCCCAAAAAAAUCAGACAGCAGCCAACGGUCAUGAGUGCACUGAAGGUUGACAAUGAGGUGUUCCUUGCUUCCAGCAUGAAGGGUGGUUUGGGCGCAUACAUAUACACGGCAUUUGAAGGCGAGCGUCCGGUCCCCCCUACUGGUCAAAAUACGGGGGCAGAGGCUUACGGAGAAUUUACCAACGUUCUGAUCGAGAAUGCACCGGACGUCCGGGAUGCCUUGCAGGACUGCAGUAUCAAAGCCGUGGAUCAGUACGGCAAGAGGGAUUGGGAAUUCACAAACACAACGGCAGCUUCGAUCACCGGUCAGGGGUUGAUGAAUACUAAGCAAAGUGGGGAGAGUCUUCUCCCACGGGGCCCCGACGAAAACAUAAUUCAACAUCGAUUCAAUGCCAACUGUGGAGAGAUCAUGGUCUCUCUGGCGUAUCGGAUGGCCCACAAGAAGGAGACGGACAAGCUGAGACACUUGAAGCCGAAGCCCAAGAUUGUUGCAUGGGAAAAGGGCGAGGCAGAGGGAAACAUCAAACCCGCUUGUGAGCAUAGUCAGGGCAACAACGAGGAGGAGAAAUGCGGCGAGGGUUGGGGUUGCGCGGCGUUUACCGGGGAAACGGGCAUGGGUUUCGAUGUGAUCCGUGAAGUGAAGAAGGAGGAUAUGAUUAGCCUGAGCGACCCAACCUUCCCGAAGUUCAAACAACACCCGGUAGAAUUCCCCCGGCUGAAAGUUAAGAAGGAGACCUCGGGGCCUUCUGACGGCAAGAAGCACUGA
Molecule: messenger RNA, 1701 nt
Organism: Aspergillus pseudotamarii
Lineage: Eukaryota; Fungi; Ascomycota; Eurotiomycetes; Eurotiales; Aspergillaceae
Exons: 1
Coding region: 1-1701 (566 amino acids)
Source: RefSeq, a predicted model, not a curated record